This is a messenger RNA of Enterobius vermicularis (human pinworm), 561 nucleotides long. NCBI's taxonomy places the organism in Eukaryota, Metazoa, Nematoda, Chromadorea, Rhabditida, Oxyuridae. The record is from the annotation of a GenBank genome assembly.
AUGUUUGCUUUAGAACAGCUUACUUUUCAAUUCAACGCUGAACUCUUUCAACUGUCUUCGGACUGUUCGCAAUGGAUUCUGCUCUAUCCACGGCUCCUAUCGGUGUCCAUAUUUGAGCUGUCCACAAAUCGUCCAAGCAUAUUGCUGUUUGCUUCAUCUCGUUCACAUCUCGUUUUUCAUCAAGUUAUCGAUCUACCCAAAAAAUUUGAGGCUAUAGCUCGAGAAGUGAAACGUGUAUCACCAUGUUUUGCCUACUGGAGGUCUAAUAACGAUAUAUUUGGUGUGAACAUUGUUCGAAGUAAGGACUGUGACAGAUUCUGUGAACUGUUCAUUCGAAAUUUUACUGCCAGUAGCAGUAUGCAUCAACAUCUGACAAAUCUAAGUGAAACAACAAAAGCCGCUAAUUUCAAUCAUGAUUCCGAAACACUGCAGACUAUCAUGAUUCACGAUGCUGUUGUACAGCAUAGCGAUAACGAUACCAAACAUUGUAUUUUGCAGUUCCGGCUUCGGCCAACAUCGAUACGCAUUGGCAAUACAGCAGUUCCAAUUUGUCUGCAAUAA